AACGUAUGUUAACUCGCUAAACGACGUCGUUUUAAAAACCGAUUAAACAUUAAUGAAAUGAUGUCGUUUUACAUCUGUAAACAUUUAAAUCAUCCCCGCUUUCACGAAACCUAAAUUUUCUAAUUUUUUAAUUCCUCAGUCUUCUCAAAACUGAUAGCCAUUGAUAAUGCAAAAGAUGGCUAGAAAGAUGGGGUAUUUCGGGUUCGUCGUAGUGAGAGAUCUUAAGUGGAAAAUGUUAGGGAAGCUACAAUUUAAUAAAGUCGGUGAAGAAGGUGAUAAUGAAAAUGAUAGUGAGACUAAUGAGAAUAAUAAUGAGACUGAGAAUAAUAAUGAGGCUGAGAAUAAUGGUAUUGGUGUCGAAGACAAAUUUUAAGUAGUAACUAGUAAAUUAACAAACGUUUAUGGUUUAAUAGUUGACUUUCCGAGUUUUUAAAAUGGUUGAGUCAACAAAAAAUGAGUGUUAAAAUGACCAACAUUUAAAAAUUGGAGUUUUUUUUGGGUUCAAACACGAGUUGAAGGACCUUUUGCUUUAAUUUGAAAGUUGAGGAUUUUAUUGGCUGUUUUCUCCUCUUUUUGAUAAAAAAUUGUGACAUGAAUAAUCAACCAUACAGUAUUAUUAUAAGUUGAUCUCAAACGAGAUUCUAUAAAAGUUGAAAGGAACCGAAAUAAUUCAGUAAGGAAAUGGCAACAACCUCAAUGUAAUAGUUUUCUAUGAAUUUCAUUCUUAAGCCGCUGCAAGCUUAUCAUUUGAAGAUUUUUGAAGUUAAACUAAAAGACUAUACUAAUCAAGUUUUUUUUUUAUUUGUAUAUUCGAAUACAAAAGGCCAAAUUGCUUGAAACUCUCCUCUAUUUAAACUCUUUAUCCUCAAUCCAAAUAGACACAAACCAAAUCCACAUCUUUUCUUGCCCUAAAACUCGUCCCCCAAACAAGACAAGUAUAUAUAACACUAAACACUCCCAAAAAGAUGUGUACUAACCAGAACACAAAUUGUGUCAGCAUCUCAAGUAUGCUUCCAAACUUCACCCCGAAGGAAGACGACAUGUUCUCCCGGCGUUGCAUCUGGGUUAACGGGCCGGUAAUCGUCGGGGCCGGUCCAUCGGGCCUAGCUGUUGCCGCCAGCCUAAAACGCCAAGAAGUUCCUUAUAUAAUCCUCGAGCGAGCUAACUGCAUAGCCUCUCUGUCGCAAAACAGAACAUAUGAUCGUCUCAAGCUUCAUCUUCCCAAACAAUUCUGUCAAUUACCCAAUCUACCCUUCCCCGAUGACUUCCCGGAAUAUCCAACGAAGUAUCAGUUUAUUCAGUACCUUGAGUCAUAUGCUACCCACUUUGAUAUCCAACCUAAGUUCAACGAGACUGUACAGUCAGCUAAAUACGACAAGAGGUUUGGGCUGUGGAGGGUCAAGACUGUUUCGAGGAAGGGGCUGCUUAGUUCUUGUGAGUUCGAGUAUAUUUGCAGGUGGCUGGUGGUGGCAACGGGAGAAAAUGCUGAGAAAGUGGUUCCAGAGUUUGAGGGUUUAGAGGAUUUUUGUGGUGAUGUUCUUCACGCUAGUGAUUAUAAAUCCGGCGAAAUGUACCGUGGAAAACGAGUUCUGGUUGUUGGAUGUGGAAACUCCGGCAUGGAGGUCUCUCUUGAUCUAUACAACCACGAUGCAAGUCCAUCAAUGGUCGUUCGUAGCUCUGUCCAUGUGUUGCCGAGAGAGAUUCUUGGAAAGUCUACAUUUGAAAUAGGUGUAACAAUGAUGAAAUGGAUGCCGGUUUGGCUCGUGGAUAAGACUCUGCUCCUUGUCACCAGGUUAAGUCUGGGGAAUACGGAUAAGUACGGCCUUAAGAGGCCGGAACUUGGACCGUUAGAGCUGAAGAACACCGUUGGUAAAACUCCAGUUCUAGAUGUCGGAGCCUUUUCUAAAAUCAAAUCAGGAAAGAUCAAAAUCGUUCCGGGAAUCGUCAAGUUUGAGCCCGGGAAGGUUGAGCUAGUGGAUGGCCGAGUUUUGGGGAUAGAUUCAGUCGUUCUUGCGACUGGUUACAGAAGCAAUGUCCCUUCAUGGCUUAAGGAGAACGACUUGGCGGAGAUUGGGAUAGAGAAAAACUCGUUUCCAAAAGGGUGGAAAGGGGAGGCUGGAUUGUAUGCGGUGGGGUUCACGAGAAGAGGACUCUCAGGUGCGUCGCUUGAUGCCAUAAGUGUGGCUCAUGAUAUUGCUAAUGCGUGGAAAGAAGAAACUAAGCAACAGAUUAAAUCUGUGGCUGCUCGUCACCGUCGUUGUAUCUCACAGUUUUGAAUUUUAACCAAUUAAGAGGUUAAAAAUGGGAGAAAAGAGACAGCUGAAAGUGUUUUCUGAUGUAAAAAAAAAGGAAAAAAAAGAAGAUAAUUGCUAAAGCCCACUCCCUGGAAGAAACCCACACCAAAAUAAAUAAUUGUAAAAACAUCGCAUUUUGGGGGGUUUCUUUUGUUGUAAGGAAGAUGUGGCUUCUCAUUUCUAUAUUGUUUUUUUUUUUGAACGACCUCAUUUCUAUAUUGUAUUUCUAUAUUGUAUACUCUUACAUUUCGACUUAUCUUCUGUUGGUAAUGUGUUUGAUUAGUUGUUAUCAUAUUUGCAGAUAUAAAAGUCCCUUUUAUUUGAAAACAUUUCUACCGUUGGAGUCUUUGAGAGUACUGUCCUAGAAAGUAUUAAAACUUGAUUAGAUAAUAUGAACAAGAUCCAUGCCAAAAUUCAGUUUGGCCAUUGACAAAGAGAUAUAAAUAAAGGCAGGUGUGAAUGAAACAAAACAAGAAUACAUUCCUCAAUACAUGAAAUGUGUAUGCAUCAUUUUUCUUAGUAUACAAUGAGAAGUAACAUAGAUAAAAAGAAGAGUUCUAAGACCAUGAUUAACGCCGUUCCUUAUAGGGUUCUUAAUGUAUUUUUUUUUUUAAAUUAGAGAAUAAUAGAGGAGACGUUUCUUAGUUAGGAGUUACAAGAAACGUCUCUUAUGAGUCUCUUCUUCCUCCAUUGAAGCUUGCUUCCGAUUCGAUUUGAAACCAUGGCCGCUGUAUCCUCGCAAUCUCUUCCCCAAUUUAGCUUCUUCCUCAUCAGUCGAUUCAGCUCCAGAGAGAUGUCACCGAGAUCCAAAAGGACAGGGAUCAUCGCAGUCAAGUGCGGGAUGACGACGCUCUGGGAUAAAUGGGGAGCUAGGGUUCCGGUUUCGAUCCUCUGGGUUGAUGACAACAUCGUCUCUCAGGUCAAAACCGUUGAGAAAGAAUCAACAUCUUCAACAUCUUCUGGUAAAUGACAAUUCUCAUAAAUAGACAAUUUUCAAGUUUUGGUCACAAAAGUAGACCACAAGGAAGAAAGUGACCAAAAUGUUUUAUUUAAUAGGUAAAAAAAUCCUUAUACCCUAAAAAAAAAAAUUAUAGUUUUAGAUUAUACGCUUUCAAAUUCGAAUUUUUUUAUAAAUUUUUUUUUUCGAUUUUUUUUUAAUUGUUGU
Messenger RNA from Brassica napus (rape), 3459 nucleotides. Its product is annotated as probable indole-3-pyruvate monooxygenase YUCCA7. The record is from RefSeq and is a predicted model, not a curated record. Bases 966 to 2276 code for a protein of 436 amino acids. NCBI's taxonomy places the organism in Eukaryota, Viridiplantae, Streptophyta, Magnoliopsida, Brassicales, Brassicaceae. Gene Ontology annotation, molecular function: N,N-dimethylaniline monooxygenase activity; flavin adenine dinucleotide binding; NADP binding. The transcript has 3 exons.